Messenger RNA from Diorhabda carinulata, 3219 nucleotides. RefSeq names its product DNA ligase 1 (gene RIC-3). Bases 157 to 3138 code for a protein of 993 amino acids. The transcript has 10 exons. NCBI's taxonomy places the organism in Eukaryota, Metazoa, Arthropoda, Insecta, Coleoptera, Chrysomelidae. Gene Ontology annotation, biological process: protein localization to cell surface; synaptic transmission, cholinergic. Gene Ontology annotation, cellular component: intracellular membrane-bounded organelle; neuronal cell body; neuron projection. The record is from RefSeq and is a predicted model, not a curated record.
CUUGUCGCUCAAUAGGUGGAUGUUCCAUUUCCUAUGUCGCUGUCAUUUUCAAGAAUUAUUUUGGUAUUAUAAUUCUAGUCUAGCCCGGAAUUUCUGAAAUUUUAGUUACGAAUCGAUGACGAUGCGCUGUAAGUUGGAAGAGCAGCGCAUCAAAAAAUGAUUGACCGAUCUAGAAGGUUAAGUUACGAAAACGCAGGAUAUAUUUCGGGGAAAAUGGUGAACGAUCUUAGCCCUAGAAAAACUAUGCUUGUUUUGGUGAUUGUGGUGGGUUGCUUCGCAGUUCUAUGGCCUAAGGUAUUUUAUCCUAUGUUAGUUGGCUCAGCAAUUACCAGAAUAAAACCUAGCUCUAUUGAUAGAACGCAAGGUUGUUGUGAUGUUAUAUAUGAAAGAGAUGUGACUACAAUCAAACUAAUGUCUGAAAUAUGCAAGACAAUUAUUAAGAACAAUGAAGAAAACUCUCUAUUGAAUAAAGAUGUAAUACAGAAAUGCCAAAGUAUUGUUUUGGAUACAUGUGGCAUUGACAUUUCUGCUGUACUGCAGGGACAAGUAAGACUGGGGCACUCUACUAAACAGAUAUUAGAAGAGAUAAGAUCUUUAAAUGGUUCGUUAUGUUUAAAAUAUAAUUUUGGAGUAGCUCCAUGGGAGUUAGGAGUGCCUCAUAGAGUUAAUGUUAAGAUGUUGCCUUCUUCCACUAUCAGGCAAGAAAGACCACUACAUCUUAGAUCAGAAAUGGUGCAUCCCGCAUUCAGGGAACGAGGAAGGGCUAUUCCUCAAACGGAAUUUACUCCAACUAAACCUGCUCCACCUUCACACUUGAUUAAGAAGGUUGUUGAAGGCAAGCCUGGGCCUAUUCCUGGGAUGCGUCCAACCAUAGGAGGCGCCGGUCAUAUAGUGCCUCCUUCAAAACAAGGUGGUAAUACUAUGGGAUUAAUUAUGCCCUUAUACACCAUUGGUAUUGUUGUAUUCUUUGCGUACACGGUCAUGAAGGUUGUAUUCAAAAAACAAUCAGACGCUUUGUACCCGCCUAUAAAUCCUGAUCCACAUUUUAGAAGAGAAGUUUUUCAAGCAGAUCGACGACAUUUAGAAUCAAAAGUAUCUAAAGAUUCUGUUUCCAGCAAAUUAGGAGACACCGAAUUGGAUCGACUGCGUUAUCGAUUGAGAGAAACGGAAAUGGCCAUGGAACGCAUAGUUGAACAGAUGGCCAAAGUGCCCCUAAAAUUUCAGGACGAAGUCAUAGCUAAUGGUUCUCUCGGAAAUAAAGAAGAUGAUCAGUCAUCAGUUCAAGUUCUCGGUCUGGAAACUUCAGCCAGUCGGGAAAAUGGUCACAAAUGGACAAGCUCCAAUUCUCCAAUAUUCCCAGGGAUACCUUCGCAUACAAAGGACACAACUUCACAAGAGAUCUUUUUAGAGGGGUCUCUACCUCCUCAAUCACAUCUUAUAGUAACUGAUUCAGCGACAGAAGCUCAGAAACUGGAUGCUGAAGAAGAUCCAGCUGUAGUUCUUGCGGGGAAGAUGACUUUAUCAGUGAUUAGCCUUGAUUCUUCUGAAAGUGCUACAGAAGAGUCAUCCAUUCCAGACAAGAAGCCAGAAAAACGAAUUAGCAGUAAUGUCUCUGAAGAAUUUGAAAAAAUUGAUGCUGCACAACUAGAGGAAGAAAUUAACGAUAUCAUUACAGAAGCUGAGCAUGUGAAUGCAACGGGCUCACCAAUAAAAGAAAUUGAUAAUAUUAGAGAAUCGGUCGUAAACGAAUCAGAAGCUUGUAUAAUACAAACUCCUAAAAACCUUAAUGGAGUGGAAAAAAGUAUUCUAAUUAAAAAUGAAAUUAAUGAUAUUCUUGAAUCGAAUCCCACUCAUACAGAUACUACGACUUCAAUAGAACAUGUAAUUGAAGAAAGCGUUGGAACUGUAGUAGAAAGAACUCCAGAUAAUCAACAAGAUUUGGAUGAUCUAUUGCCUAAAACUGAAAAAGAUGUAGCAAAAACCACAGAAAUUAUUGAUUAUAAAAUUGAUGAAUUUCAAAAAGGUCUUUUUUACGAUAUUCAAAAUAUACAAGACAGUGCCAGAAAUGAGGUAACUGAUGAGGUUAAGAAAUUAGUAAAUGAUAUUGAAGCAGAAAUACAACCUGUUGCAAAGGAGCUUGUUUUGGAAAAAAAGAUAUCAAAUAAAAUUGAACUUUCCCCUGAAAUAAAAGAGGUAGAAAGCUUGCGACUGAAACAAAUCGCAACUGAAAUUAAAGGACAAAAUCUAAACAUAAACCCAACAGGUCAAUUGAAUCAAAAUGAGAAAAUAGAAGAAGCCACAAGGGAAUUAAUUUCAAAGCAAAAUGAAACUAUAAAAGAAACAAUCGUUGAAAGAGAAUUAAUUCUUGAUGAUGAGAAAAAACAAAGUGAAAAAUUUUCCACAACCGAGGUAACAACAAUUACUGAUGAAAUAUCAGAGCAAUCGAAUAUUCAAGAAAAUAAUGAAAUGGAGGAUAAAAACGUAUCAAAGGCAAAUAUAAUAACAAACUAUCAUGCUACCAAUAACAAAGCUGUAGAAUCAGUAUCAGCAAAGGCUAGUGAAGAUCUGCUUCAAGCAAAUCACAGUUCUAUUGAAAAAGUUGAAGAACAUGAUACAUCUGAACAUAUUGUAGGAACAAACGUAGUUUCUGAAAUAAGUGGAGGACCUACAAAAUUUGGACAGUGCUUACUAGAAACCGAUGACAAAAACGAACAAGAAGACGAUGAAUUAAGUUCACAAGAUAUUAAUAUUUCUCAUCUUGCUGAAACAAUGUUAUCAGAUGAUAUAAAUUCCUCAAAUAAUUAUGAAAAUAUUGUUGAAGAAGAAUAUGAAGAUAACGAAGGAGAAUAUAAAGAAGAUAACGAAGGAGAAUAUGAAGAAGAUAACGAAGAAGAAUAUGAAGAAGAUAACGAAGAAGAAUAUGAAGAAGAUAACGAAGAAGAAUAUGAAGGAGAUAAAAAAGGAGAAUAUGAAGAAAAUAACGAAAAAGAAUUUGAAGAAGAAGUCGAUAUCGACGAUCAAAAUGGGGAAGAAAUCGAAGAGGAGAUUAUAGAAUAUAUAAGUGAUGAAGAAGUGGAUGUCGAAGAAGAAGAGGGUCUGGAUAGAAUUGAGCAGUCAAAGUUCAAGCCUCAUGUAUGAACUUUAUAGGAUUAGAUGUGAUGUUAGUGCCAAAAUUUAAAUGUGUUUCAGUACUUAAUAAAAUUGAAUCGCAAAAAUAAA